ACUGAGGAGAGGUAUCGAUGUAGAUUGGUGAAGCCUGGCACGAAGUCAGCGUUCCAAAACUUCCGAAACGUGUUCGAUAGGAUUCAAGUCAGGACUCUGUGCAGGCCAGUCCAUUACAGGGUUGUUAUUGUCAUGUAACCGCUCCGCCAAAGGCCGUGCAGUAUGAACAGGUGCUCGAUCGUGUUGGAAGAUGCAAUCGCCAUCACCGAAUUGCUCUUCAACAGUGGGAAGCAAGAAGGGAGAUUCUGGAGGGCCUCUUUCUUGCCAACAUAAAAAUGGACGCUUCUAUCUGUGUGGAGUCGUCAGCUGGGGGGUAGGAUGUGGACGACCAGGAGUACCAGGUAUCUACACGGAUAUAUCUUGCUACACUGACUGGAUUAUAUCCGUCAUCUAUGGGAAAGAUCCAGCUUCUGUGUGAAUCAACACUCAUAAUAACAGUAAAAUUUGUUAUU
This is a messenger RNA of Gryllus bimaculatus (two-spotted cricket), 452 nucleotides long. The record is from the annotation of a GenBank genome assembly. Lineage: Eukaryota; Metazoa; Arthropoda; Insecta; Orthoptera; Gryllidae.